Molecule: messenger RNA, 1314 nt
Organism: Cokeromyces recurvatus
Lineage: Eukaryota; Fungi; Mucoromycota; Mucoromycetes; Mucorales; Mucoraceae
Product: ATP-dependent RNA helicase uap56
Exons: 2
Coding region: 1-1314 (437 amino acids)
Biological process (GO): mRNA splicing, via spliceosome; mRNA export from nucleus
Molecular function (GO): RNA binding; RNA helicase activity; ATP binding
Source: RefSeq, a predicted model, not a curated record
AUGUCUGUUGCUGAUCACACUGAUGACCUUAUUGAUUACGAGGAAGAGGAUGAACAAACCAUCCAAAAUGAAACUGCUGCUGCUCAACAAACUGAUUCUUUAGCUGCUGAUGAUGAAGAUAAAAAAGACAAAAAAGGUUCCUAUGUCGGUAUUCACUCUACUGGUUUCCGUGAUUUCUUGUUAAAGCCUGAACUCUUAAGAAGUAUCGUUGACUGUGGUUUCGAACAUCCUUCUGAAGUUCAACAAGAAUGUAUUCCUCAAUCUAUUUUAGGUAUGGAUGUUCUUUGCCAGGCCAAGUCUGGUAUGGGUAAAACAGCUGUCUUUGUUCUUGCUACUCUUCAACAAAUUGAACCUGUAAAUGGUGAAGUCUCUGUCAUUGUUCUUUGUCAUACACGUGAAUUAGCUUUCCAGAUUAAGAAUGAAUAUGGUCGUUUCUCAAAGUAUUUGCCUGAUAUCCGCACUGAAGUGUUCUAUGGUGGUGUUCCUAUGAGUAAAGAUGUCGAGAUUUUGAAGGAUAAGAACAAGUGUCCUCAUAUCCUUGUUGGUACUCCCGGUCGUGUUCUAGCUUUAGUUCGUGAUAAACAUCUCAAAUUAGCUAGUGUUAAACACUUUGUUUUAGAUGAAUGUGAUAAAAUGUUGGAACAACUUGAUAUGCGUCGUGAUGUUCAAGAUAUUUUCCGUGCUACUCCUCACCAUAAACAAGUUAUGAUGUUCUCUGCUACAUUAGCAAAGGAUAUGCGUCCUGUUUGUAAGAAGUUCAUGCAAAAUCCUCUUGAAAUCUAUGUUGAUGAUGAAGCCAAAUUGACUCUUCACGGUCUUCAACAGUUCUAUAUUAAAUUAGAUGAAAGAGAAAAGAAUCGUAAAUUAAACGAUCUUUUAGAUACUUUGGAAUUUAAUCAAGUUUGUAUUUUUGUUCGUUCUGUUGCUCGUGCUAAUGAAUUGAAUCGUAUCUUGACAGAUUGUAACUUCCCAAGUAUCUGUAUUCACUCUCAAAUGAGUCAAGAUGAACGUAUUAAACGCUAUAAAUCAUUCAAAGAUUUUGAUAAGCGUAUUAUGGUAGCUACUGAUAUCUUUGGCCGUGGUAUUGAUAUUGAACGUGUCAAUAUUGUUAUCAAUUAUGAUAUGCCUGACAGUGCUGAUACUUACUUGCAUAGAGUUGGUCGUGCUGGUCGUUUUGGUACUAAAGGUUUAGGUAUUACAUUUGUAUCUGAUGAAAAGGACACCACUGUCUUGAAUGAUGUUCAAAGUAGAUUUGAAGUUAACAUUGCACCUCUUCCCGAGGAAGUUGACAUUAAUAGUUACAUGACCUCUUAA